CUUGGAUGCAGUGGCAGUUGCCCAAAGAUUUUCAAUGAUGGUAUUACAUUGGUUUUUCAUUUUACCUUCUUUUUUAUAAGUCAAUUUUGUCUUGGGUGGAGAGCCUAGAUGACCUUUGAGUCGCCCUGCCACAUUCUGCGUUCCACCAACAAGUUCAACACGAUCCGCUUUGCCACUUCGUUCCGGAUACCGGAUCAUCAGAAAGAACGAUGCAGAACGAGAGCGGUGCUGUUGAAGUGCGGGUGUCUCCUGAACCCAUCCGAGAGAGAGAUGAGCAGCAAGGGGAAGAGCAGCAGCAGCAGCAGCAGCAACAGCAGCAACAUUGGUCGAAAUGGUUCUUAUUCCAAGACCCUCGAAGAUUGAUCCAUGCCGCCAAGGUUGGACUGGCGCUGAGCUUGAGCUCGCUCUUCAUGCUGGUGGAAGAGCCACCCAGACUCCUGGGCGAGAAUGCGAUCUGGGCGAUCAAGACCGUGGUGGUAGUGUUCGAGUUUACUGUGGGUGCUACGCUAAGCAAGGGGCUUAACAGAGGCCUGGGAACACUUGCAGCGGCAUUUCUGGGACUGGGCAUCGCCCACUUGGCCGAUUUCUGUGGCCACAUUGGAGAAGCAUCUAUCAUCAUCACAUCGGUGUUCUUGGCAGGUGCCGUGGCAACUUUCCUGCGCUUCAUCCCGAAGCUCAAGGCCAAAUAUGACUACGGUCUGCUCAUCUUCAUGCUCACUUUCAGUCUUAUCAGCGUCUCCAGCUACCAAACGUCCGAAACCUCGUUCAAAACAGCCUCCACUCGGAUGUUUACGAUCCUGGUGGGCUGUGGCAUCAGCCUGGUUAUAUGCAUGUUUCUUUUCCCAGUCUGGGCUGGAGAGGAUCUCCACGCUCUCUCCUCUCGCAACUUCGAAACUCUCGCUGAUUGUCUACAAGGCUCGGUCGAGGAGUAUCUCAAGAUUCCAGAGACUACAAUGCAAGCCGUGAUGGAAAAGGAGAUCCAAAACCGGGCUGACAACGACGACAUCUACGUAAAAUACCGAGCUCUGCUGUCGUCCAGCCAGACGGAAGAGUCUCUGGCCAACUUUGCAGGAUGGGAGCCACCUCACGGAAAGUUUCUCAAGUGUGGCUAUCCCUGGCCGCACUAUGUUAAAGUUGGCGCGGCCCUUCGGCACUGCGCGUAUGCUUCCAUGGCACUACACGGCUGCGUACGAGCAGAAGUCCAGGCACCAUAUGAGUUGCGACAAGUGUUUGGCACCGAAAUCCUGAAAGUGACCAAGAGCGCGACAGAGCUACUGCGGCAAGUGAGCGUCAACAUCCGGAACAUGGAGCACUGCCAGGAGAAUGUGGACGCGCUGCUCGUACAAAUGACAGCCUCGACGGAAUCUCUGCAGGAAUUCAUCGACGCCCACUCGCACCUCUUCAUACACCCGACCAUGGCCACCGCCAUGAUCGCUACCCGCAAGCCCAGCAACACUCCGCCAACUUUCGAGUACAGCACCGACCCCGAAAGUCCGUUCUCUAACAGCAGCGCCAUCGAUCCGGCACCACGAACCAUCCAUCGCCUGGCAACAAUGGGAAGCUACACGUCGCUGAGCAUGCAGUCCAUCCGGAGCGCGAGCAACUUCUCGGUGGCGACUUUCACGUCGCUACUGAUCGAGACGGUGGCGAGGCUGGAAAACCUGGUGGAGGCGGCCGAGUGCCUGGCGGAGCUGGCCAGAUUCAAGGAGGUGACAAGCGCAAGCCAGCAAAAGAUUCAUCGCCGGGAGAGCUUUCUCAGCUCCGUGGCCGACGAGGACAUUGUACGCAGGUCGAGCGCACCAAACACCAGCACGGAGUAGAAACCAUAUGAUAUAGUUAGUAUUAUCAAUAAAGAAAUCGAAUCAGUCGCCAACAAA
This is a messenger RNA of Selaginella moellendorffii, 1877 nucleotides long. Its product is annotated as aluminum-activated malate transporter 9. Bases 210 to 1820 code for a protein of 536 amino acids. The transcript has 6 exons. The record is from RefSeq and is a predicted model, not a curated record. NCBI's taxonomy places the organism in Eukaryota, Viridiplantae, Streptophyta, Lycopodiopsida, Selaginellales, Selaginellaceae. Gene Ontology annotation, cellular component: plant-type vacuole membrane. Gene Ontology annotation, biological process: malate transport.